This is a messenger RNA of Alosa alosa (allis shad), 2841 nucleotides long. RefSeq names its product tripartite motif containing 62, tandem duplicate 1 (gene trim62.1). NCBI's taxonomy places the organism in Eukaryota, Metazoa, Chordata, Actinopteri, Clupeiformes, Clupeidae. Gene Ontology annotation, biological process: innate immune response; positive regulation of canonical NF-kappaB signal transduction. The transcript has 6 exons. The record is from RefSeq and is a predicted model, not a curated record. Bases 310 to 1737 code for a protein of 475 amino acids. Gene Ontology annotation, molecular function: zinc ion binding; protein binding.
CAUUGGACAGAGUUGGUGCAGGUGGUAGAAGCGCAAAGAGGAGGAGGCGCAGAAGUUGUCCGAAAUGGUCAAUCUGGCAAGGCUCGUCAAGAAUUGAAAACGAGACUAGAAGAAGGGUGAACCGAAAGAAGACACCUCGCAGCCGUGAAAUUGUCAAAUUGACAUAAUAUACCAAUCUAAUCAUAAGCAAAUGCCCCUACCUAUACUAGCGAAAGUGAAUAGAAUUUGUCAAACACUUCUACUCCAACUGAGCCCCAAACCCUUGUUGGUCAGGCUUACUUAAAUGCUGCUUCCCCUACACACUUGCAAAUGGCUUGCUGUCUGAAAGACGAGCUCCUGUGUUCAAUCUGCCUGAGUAUCUACCAAGACCCUGUCAGUUUCGGCUGCGAGCACUACUUCUGUCGGAAGUGCAUCACGGAGCACUGGAGCAGACAGGAGCAUCACGGUGCCAGAGAUUGCCCAGAGUGCCGGAGGACCUUCGCUGACCCCCUGCUCUCCCCGAGCCUCAAGCUCUCCAACAUCGUGGAGAGAUACUCUGCCUUCCCGCUGGAUGCCAUCCUCAAUGCACAGAGGAGCACCUACCCCUGCAAGGACCACGAGAAGGUCAAGCUCUUCUGCCUCACUGAUAAGAGUCUUGUGUGCUUCUUCUGUGAUGAGCCUGCCUUACAUGAACAGCACCAGGUGACCACCAUUGACGAGGCCUUUGAGGAGCUACAGAGGGAGAUGAAGGAACAGCUGGUGACGCUGCAGGAGAGUGAGAAGGGGCACACUGAGGCUCUACAGCUGCUCCAGAGACAGCUCACAGAGACCAAGUCAUCGGCGAAGAGCCUCCGGGCGACCAUCGGCGAGGCGUUUGAGCGCCUGCACCGUUUCCUGCGCGAGCGGCAGAAGAGCAUGCUGGAGGAGCUGGAAGCGGACACGGCGCGCACGCUCUCCGACAUCGAGCACAAGAUCCAACGCUACAGCCAGCAGCUGCGCGACGUCAAGGAGGGCAUCCAGAUCUUGCAGGAGCGCCUCAGCGAGGGCGCCCGCCACGACUUCCUGGAAGGGGUCGCCCAGACCUCAGAGAGAAUCAAAGGAAAAAUCCACGAGACCAACCUGAGCUAUGAAGACUUUCCCACAUCCAAAUACAUGGGACCACUGCAGUAUACAAUCUGGAAGUCCUUGUUCCAGGAUAUAUCACCAGUUCCCGCGGCGCUGACCCUUGACCCCAUCACCGCGCACCAGCGCCUCAUCCUGUCCGACGACUGCACCAUCGUGGCGUACGGCAACCUGCACCCGCAGCCGCUGCAGGAUUCGCCGCGGCGCUUCGACGUGGAGGUGUCGGUGCUGGGCUCGGAGGCGUUCGGCGCCGGCGUCCACUACUGGGAGGUGAUGGUGUCGGAGAAGACCCAGUGGAUGAUCGGCGUGGCCAACGAGACGGUGUCGCGCAAGGGCAGCAUCCAGAUCCAGCCCAGCCGCGGCUUCUACUGCAUCGUCAUGCACGACGGCAACCAGUACAGUGCCUGCACCGAGCCCUGGACGCGCCUCAACGUCAAGAGCAAGCUGGAGAAGGUGGGCGUCUACCUGGACUACCCCAAGGGUCUGCUGGUCUUCUACAACGCCGACGACAUGUCCUGGCUCUACACCUACCGCGAGAAGUUCCCCGCCAAGCUCUACCCUUACUUUAGCCCCGGCCAGAGUCACGCCAACGGCAAGAACGUCCAGCCGCUCCGCAUCAACACCGUCCGCCUAUAGACGCGCUCGCUCGCACUGUCCCGGGAGUUGACCACUGUGGGAAAGGAAAGGAAAAAAAAAAAGUCAAGAAUGUGGCGGAGAACUUGCUGAUGCUGCCAUUGAUUCCUCUUUCUGCUGAAGACCACCACAUCUACUGACUUCAGAUAAAAAAAAAAAAAAUCAGAUAAUACAAAGCAUACAGGGUGUAUAAAAAAAACCAAACAAAGCAAAUGUUCUGUCCUUUAGGUUUAAUGUCUGAUAUAAGACAUUUGGUUUUGUGGCAGUAUUGUUUAUGGUAGCCCUUGGAUAUGUGAGGGUGUGGAAAUCACAAAGACUGGUGUGUGUGUGUGUGUGUGUGUGUGUGUGUGUGUGAGAAAGAAUGGGAAAGACAGACUUAAGCACAGCCAAGGCACCUGUAUUGGUUUCUCAAAGCUUUAUGAAGGGGAUCAUUUGCAAUCUCUCUACAGUCCACAAUCAAUUUCCCCAGUUGCAAUGACCAGAAGACAGUGCCCACACACACUAUCUAUAACCAUUCUUCAUAUGAUUAUGGUUAUGGGAUUUAGCAGAUGCUUUUGUCCAAAAUGACAUACAAAUAACAAUACAAUUAAUAUAAAGGUUGGAAUGCAGAAGAUGAUUCCUCUCAGCAGGGGUCAUCGUAGUAAACGUGUCGCCUUUUUACUUCUUCUUUGUGCAAUGGGCUUUGGUGUGUUUGUGGAGUCCCACUAGCACCACUAUGCCACCCUCUUGUUUUAUAUGUUUUAUUUGAUGUGAUUUGGUGCAGUGAGCAUCUUGUGCUGGUAGUGGCCGACCUUUUCAUCCCCUCCUCCCUCCCCUACUCCUCCCCUCACUCUAAAAGCAGAGACCUGGCCGUUGCUCUGUUCCCACUCCUUGCGGUCAGCAGCUGGAGUCGGGUGUGUGGUUCUUUGGGCUUUACCCCUCCUCAGGAGCAAGUGGACGUGUCGGCUGCUGUUGCUGCUGCUCCCUUCUACCCAGUAGUACAGGCAGACGAAGUAUCUAGCUACAGCAGUAAUUGUGAAUGUCAGUGUGUCUGUGGGCUUGUGUGUGUGUGGGGGUUAGGGGAUAGCUGUGUGUGUGUGUGUGUGUGUGGGUGUGCGUCUUUUUGGG